Molecule: messenger RNA, 2044 nt
Organism: Saccostrea cuccullata (small rock oyster)
Lineage: Eukaryota; Metazoa; Mollusca; Bivalvia; Ostreida; Ostreidae
Product: oxysterols receptor LXR-beta-like
Exons: 7
Coding region: 426-1889 (487 amino acids)
Biological process (GO): cell differentiation; positive regulation of transcription by RNA polymerase II; negative regulation of transcription by RNA polymerase II
Molecular function (GO): RNA polymerase II cis-regulatory region sequence-specific DNA binding; zinc ion binding; nuclear receptor activity
Source: RefSeq, a predicted model, not a curated record
AACGGGUGUUAAUCCGACGUGCAUGUGAAGAAAUAUUACAGUAGAAGGUAGUUUUAAAUAGAUCUUUAUAGCCACUUACUGAAAAAACAACUAAAGGAACAUUUUUUUUACAUUAAUUAUAGAGGAAUUAGGGUACAAACAUUGUCAAACACAGUUUUGGCAUUAACCGAAUUGCGAAAUCUAUGUGAAGGAGUUGGGUAAAACGUGGACCAGUGAUAAAAUAUACCCUAUUGUCGAGUAUUGAAUGAUGAAAUGAGAUAUGAAGGUGCCGAAACUUGAAUUAAACUCCAUUUCACUUAGAGUAAACAUAGGCCUUAAUCUCAACGUUAAAAGACAAUCGGGAGACUUUUACGUCUAUGUAGUUACUUUCUCUUGUGGAAUACUAUAAAGGAUCGGUCUUCAAGUCUGACACUGGAAAUACAAGGAUGAGCUGUAACUUGGAUUCAGUAAAACGCAAAGGCAGGAAAAGAGAAAAGUACAGUACUAUGCAUGAACCACUGGAAUUCCCAUCUUGUCGUAUUUGUGGAAAGAGAUCCACAGGAAUCCAUUUUGGUGUUUACAGCUGUGAAGCAUGCAAGACAUUCUUUCGGAGGAGUCUUCUGAGAAGAACCCCAUACCAUUGUGACAAGGGAGGAACGUGCCUCAUUCAGGCAGAACAGCGGAGGGGUGCCACGUGUCCUGCGUGUCGUCUAGAUAAAUGCAAAAAAUCGGGAAUGUCUAAAGAAGGCGUACGGCAAGGGCGUUACACAGUAACAGAAAGAACAAAUGUAAUACUAGAGGUUCAGAAACUUCGCAAUCAGACUGAUCAAAACAUGAGAGGUGAAGGUUUAUUUGACGAAAACCCACCAAACCACGAAGACCGGGUCUACUGUGAUCACUCUUCCUAUCAGUGUACCCUUCAAGAUGAGGAGAAGUCAGCAGAGAAAAUAGAGAGCUCAGAUAAUCAGGCAUCGUUAUCCCCCGGAAGUAGCUCAAGGUCACCUGUCCAAAAUGACUCUAUGAAAGAUCUACAUAGUUUAACUAUAAAUGAUCUCUCAGAGGGAGUGGAAAGAACGUCAAUUACCCAUGAAAUUAACAGUGAGCAAGAAGAACCGAAAAAUAUUUUGGAGAGAGUCAUGGUUGGAUAUAACCUUCUAGAGCCAUUUACAAAGUACUUGACCGAUCAAGAAAUUCAGGAUAUCCUGCAGGAAGGACUGAAUAAAUAUUUGGAGAAAACAAGACUUUUUGGGAAAAUGGAAUACAUUCCUACAGACCAGUAUAAUGAAAUAUAUGAAAAAACAAAUAUAGAUGUAGAUGGCCGGAAGAAACUGUUCUCUGAAAGUAGAGACGAAAUGAUGAAAAUGGCAAACGACUUCGUCAAGUUCAUGAAGAAUAUUCCGUCUUUCACAGAUUUGUGUCUCAAGGAUCAGGAGGCCUUACUCAAAGCUUCCCACUUUGAAUUUUUCACUAUUUUGGAUAAUAGGAAUAUUGACUUAGAAAAAGAGAUGUUAAUAACGUACACUGGGAAGGUAAUGAAGCUAUGCGAAGUGUGUCCAUAUACUCCUAAAGAAACGUUUCUGCGGUGGGGAGAAUUUUCUAGAGAAAUCCAAAAGCUUAAAUUAAGCCCCGAAGAACAUGCUUUAGUUCUUGGAAUUUGUGUGACUUUCAGAGAUAGAUGUAAACUGAACUCUCCGGAGGAAGUUGAAAAUAUUCAAGAGAGACUUUUGGACACUUUAGAGUUUACAAUACAAAUGUCCCAUCACGAGAACAAAGGACGGCGUUUUGCUAAAAUCAUGGAUCUAUUUGUACGUCUACGUGUCAUUGGGGAUGAAUACUUAGAAUUGUACAAAGUCAUCUGUGAAGACCAAUGUUUGAAAGACACUAUACCCGAAUUUCUUAUUUACUUGUGAAGGUAAAAAUAAUGAUAUAAUUAUUUUUCUGCAUUAUUCUAAGCUCCCUGAUUGGCUCAAACUUAAUUAUAUGAUCAAGUAAAAAAAACAGCACAUGGACUUCUGUUUCUAUUUAUAGAUUCUGAAAAACAUAUCGACUUGAUGUUUCUUAAAAA